ACUAAGAGCGGGGAUUAUUUCCGUAAAAGUUUUGUUGUGUGUUUGUGCGGUGGUGUGCGUGCACGUCGUUAAAUGUCUUCGUUCGAAAAGACGCGCACAACAAAAAGUUCAACUCGCAACUUUGGCAACUUACGCAGCGAAGUCUUUCGGUUAAUGGUCGAAAAACCAGCGAAAUGGUUUAGUACUUGUGCUCAUUAGGAGAGAGGGGACGGCUAUGUAAAAGUUAACGGUGCGUUUGUUGCUGCAUCUACAGGUGGUAUCGUGAGAUGCCGAUGCCGUUUUACGGUCCGUGGUGUUAAAAAUGAAGUGAAAAAGUGCAUCACGAUGUAAAAUCCAGUGAGUUUUCCAACUUUUCACCUGUUUUGUGAGACUGAACGAAACUGCUAAAAUGUUGGUGAAGAGGUGCACCAUGGAGGAGAAGGAGCGGAAAACACGACACAUGUUUUUAGGGAUUAAAACUUAUUUAUUUAUUGUAUGUUUAGCCAGUGUUCCUCACGAUGCUUUAGCUGAAAAUUCACUGCAAGCUCCAAGAUUCACGACGUCGUCGGCUAGCAGUAGUAUUAUUAGAUUAGGAACGACAAAAAUUAUCCAGUGCCAAGCCUUUGGCAAUCCCUCGCCGCAGUUUAGGUGGCUGAAAGACUGGGUGCCAAUAACUGAAUUUUCAACCGAUGCUUACUACAAAAUCAUCUCCGCUAGUCAUAAGGAUGAGGGCAGCUACAGGUGUAUAGCAGCCAACAAAAUCGGCUCAAUACUCAGCGAGGAAAUGAAGAUUCUCGUAGCGUACAUGAAGGUUUUCGAAGACCAGACUGAAAAGAGCGAGUCCGUCGUCGAAGGGCAAGCUGCAAUUUUAAAUCUUCCGGAAAUCGAGUCGAAGCCUAAGCCUGAGGUGACCUGGCACACCGAAAGCGGUCAAUUACCAUACGCUCAAAAAUACGCCAAAUCGAAAUCCAACCAGCUUAUCAUCCUAUCGACUGACAAGUCCGACCAGAAAGCGUACAGGGCGCGUGCAAUAAACACCCAAGAGGGCAAGGAAGAGAACAGCGCUUUUAUAAGACUGACCGUGCAAGAAUCGAGCGAUCACAAGGAAAUCGCGCCGCAAAUUAUUGUCCCUCCCGAAGACGUGAAAAUCGUCAGAGGGACAGCUCAGACAACUUUGGAUUGCAUCGCCAACGCCAGGCCGCUGCACGAAUUGGAGACGUUGUGGUUCAAGGAUGAUAUUUUGAUAGAGAAUGGGGGAAUGUACUCGCUGAACGAUAUUUGGAACAGGAGUUUGACGUUAAUUUCGGUUAACACCACCCAAAGUGGACAAUAUGAAUGCCGUGUUAGGCUGAGAUCGGAACGGUUUGAUACUGUCACAGCUAAAGCGAUUGUUACUGUACUUGAAAAACCGAGAUUUGUGAGCGCCACAAGGGCCGAAACGUUGGGCGAGUACGGAACACCCAUUAGCCUACCUUGCGAUGUGGUUGGAAUACCGAAACCCAAUGUUACGUGGUAUAAAAACAGCCAAGAGGUUGAUCUGACCGACAAGAGGUACGUCCUCGAAGAAGACAAUUCAUUACGUAUUAAAAAGCUGUUAAUAAACGACAGCGGCAUGUUUCAAUGUUUUGCCAAAAGCGAGGCAGGGGAAAGUUCAAUUUCGACAUGGUUAAAGGUGAAAAGUAAGUAUUGGCAUAAAACUCAAACCCGAAAUAAAAUUUUUCACCACUAUCAUGCAGAGCGGAGAAAAGUGAGAAGUUUAGCGGCUAGAUAUGCCAGAUUGAGAAGUUCCGGCGAACGCCAUAGCAAAAAGAAUUUUGUUUUUGUGACACAAUCUGCGGGUCCCGUGAUGGAAUUAGGGCCUCAAAAUGCCACAGUUCUCGAUGGUAAAGACGCAACUUUAGCUUGCCGAGCUGUAGGAGCCCCAACACCCAAUAUCACCUGGUUUUACAAAGGGGAUCUUAUUGAGACCUCAAGCCGCGUCCAAAUUCUCGACACUGGAGACUUGCUAAUAGCUGCUGUUAAGGAAUCAGAUGUUGGAAUGUACACUUGUUUAAGAGCCAACGAAGCCGGCGAAGUACGAGGCUCUGCACAUUUGGGAGUCUUGGUUCGCACCCAAAUCAUCCAACCUCCGGUGGACACGCGGGUGCUCCUCGGGCAUACGGCCACUCUUCAGUGUAAAAUCUCCUCCGAUCCUGCUGUCCCUUUCGACUUGCGGUGGUACAAAAAUAAACAAGCUUUAAAUCCGAAAGCGAGUUCAAGGAUAAGUAUUUUAAAGGAUGGCACUUUGGAAAUACAAGCAGUUCGAGCUGCGGAUGUCGGUCUCUACACAUGCUCGAUUAAAUCACCUGGUGGUAACGAAACUAGAUCGGCUAAAUUGAGCGUUAUCGAACUACCAUACGCCCCUACUAAUGUUAAAGCCGAAAGACUGGAUACGGCCUCGCAAAGGGCGGUUAAUGUCAGUUGGAUACCUGGAUUCGAUGGAAAUAGUCCGAUAAAACAAUUUAUUAUACAAAAAAGAGAGUUGCCUGAACUUGGCCCAAUUCCAGAUCCUUUACUCAAUUGGGUAACUGAACUCAGUAACGUAUCAGCCGAACAAAGGUGGAUUUUAUUAACAAAUUUAAAAGCAGCUGCUGCAUAUCAGUUCCGAGUUAGCGCCGUUAAUAGUGUGGGAGAAGGAAGUCCGUCCGAACCCAGUAACCAAGUCAUGUUACCUCAAGAAGCCCCUUCUGGACCUCCUGUUGGUUUCGUGGGUUCAGCCCGAAGUUCCUCCGAAAUCAUAACACAGUGGCAGCCACCUCUCGAAGAGCACCGUAACGGUCAAAUCCUCGGUUACAUAAUCAGAUACAAAUUAUUCGGUUACACCAACAGUCCUUGGAUCGUUCAAAACAUAACAAACGAAGCGCAAAGAAAUUACUUAAUUCAAGAUUUAAUAACUUGGAAAGAUUACAUCGUCCAGAUCGCCGCCUACAACAACAAAGGCGUUGGGGUUUUCACCGAAGGCGCCCGAAUUAAGACCAAGGAGGGCGUCCCCGAAGCCCCCCCUAUAAUUCAAACGGUGGUCCCCCUGAACUCCACCACAAUCCAAAUCACGUGGAAACCGCCAGAUCCGCAAAAAAUCAACGGAAUCAACCAGGGAUAUAAAAUCCAAGCGUGGCAAACCGACAAAAACGGCGACUUAUUUGAAGCCAAAAUGAUAACAGUUCACCCGAAUUUACUCGACCCGAACCAGGAACAAACGGCGCUUAUGACGGGCCUAGAGAAGUUCACCGACUACAAUGUUACGGUCCUGUGCUUCACCGACCCUGGUGAUGGCGAAAUCAGCGAGUUUGUCCCAGUGAAAACAAAAGAAGAUGUACCUGACGAAGUCAGCAACUUGCAAUUCGACGACAUUAGCGACCGCGCCGUUAAAGUCAUCUGGCAGCCCCCCAAGCACAUCAACGGCAUCUUAACGGGGUACCAAAUCCGGUACCAAAUUCGCGACAAGCCCGACACUGUCAAAAUCAAGAACCUCACAGCCGAUACCCUCAGCCUCAAAGUAACCGACUUGCAAGCCACCACUCAUUACAAAUUUGAGGUCACGGCCUGGACUGCAAUGGGGGCAGGCCCCCCUAAAGUGGCGAUCAUCCAGUCGGGGGUGGAGCCCGUCUUGCCCCAUCCCCCCAACAAACUCGCCUUAUCCAACAUUGAGGCCUUCUCUGUAGUUUUGCAAUUCACCCCCGGCUUUGACGGCAACUCCUCCAUCACCAAGUGGACGGUGGAGGCCCAAACUGCGCGCAACGCCUCCUGGUUUGUCGUUUUCGAAAUAAGCGAUCCAGACGCAACUACGAUUACUGUUACGGGACUUGUCCCUUUCACUGUCUAUAAACUGCGGUUGAUUGCGAAUAAUGUCGUGGGGGCUUCCGAGCCCUCCGAAGCCUCCAAGGAGUUCCAGACGAUCCAAGCGCCCCCAGCACACCCCCCGAAGAACGUCACAGUGCGGGCCAUGAGCGCGACUGAAGUGAGGGUUCGCUGGAUUCCUCUGCAGCAAAUCGAAUGGUUCGGGAACCCGCGAGGGUACUCGAUUAGUUACGUGGAGGUGCGAACGGGGGAAAAACAGACGGCGACAAUUGACGAUCAUACGGCCAAUUCGCAUGUGAUUACCGGAUUGGAGGAGUUUGCGUUGUAUGAAGUGUCCAUGCAGGCGUGCAAUGACGUGGGGUGUUCCAUGGACGGGCCCGUGGCUUUGGAGAGGACCAGGGAGUCAGUACCAUCGUUCGGGCCGUUAAACAUCGAAGCGAACGCUACCUCUAGCACAACAAUCGUAGUGAAAUGGGGUGACGUCCCGAAAGAACACCAAAACGGCCUAAUUGAAGGCUACAAAGUUUAUUACGCCGCCGAAUCAAAAUCGCCCGUACAGUACAAGCUAAUCGCCAGCAAUUCCACUUUUACAACCACUUUGACCGAAUUGCGGAAAUUCGUCGUUUACCGCAUCCAGGUCCUGGCGUACACACGGCUCGGCGACGGCGAGCCCAGCAAACCGGCCGUCAGCGUGCGAACCUUCGAAGAUGUCCCGGGCCCCCCCUCGAAUGUGUCAUUCCCGGACGUUUCCGUCACUUCGGCCAGGAUCAUCUGGGACGUCCCGGAAGAACCCAACGGCGAAAUCCUGGCGUACAAAGUCACAUAUCAUAUCGACAACGUGAACGUUAAUAAUAAAUACUCGAAGGAAUUUCCGCCGUCUGAUAGAACGUUCAGGUUUACGCAGUUGGAGCCUGAGAAGUAUUACAUGUUUUCUGUGACUGCUCAGACCAGAUUAGGUUGGGGCAAGACAGCUCAUGCUUUGGUUUUUACAACGAAUAAUCGAGACACACCACAGUCACCAUCUAUGCCACAAAUCAGUCGCAGUCAGGUACAGAGCAAGCAGAUCACUUUCAGCUGGACACCGGGCAGAGACGGAUUCGCACCGUUGAGAUAUUAUACGGUCCAAAAAAUGGAAAAUGGGGGCCCUUGGCAGUCCCUUCCCGAACGUGUGGACCCUCAACUCACCUCAUACACCGUCUCUGACCUCAAACCCUUCACUUCAUACCGCUUCAGAAUCCGCGCAACGAACGAUAUAGGUCCCAGCCCCUUCAGUCCCGAAUCCAUCGAAGUCCGCACUUAUCCAGCAGCCCCCAGCAAAGGCGUCAUGAACUUAAAAGUAGUUCCCAUAACAACGACAAGUGUCGAAGUCUAUUGGGACCCAGUUGAGGAGAAGUACUGGAACGGGGACGUCAAAACAGGGGGCUAUAGAGUAGUCUUUCAACCCGUCUCUGACUAUCCAACUGCACUGCAGGCAACACCCAAGGAGGAAAUUUUCGGAAUCAAUGCCAAAAAAAUGGUUCUGAGCGAAUUAUUGCAAGACAAGAAUUAUGAGAUAGUUGUGGUGCCGUUUAAUUCGCAAGGGGAGGGCCCCGCAACGCCCCCUGUCACAGUGUAUGUAGGGGAAGCCGUCCCAACUGGUGAACCAAGGGACUUGGAGGGCGAAGCUGUUUCCUCGACGGAAGUUCGCUUGAAAUGGAAGCCGCCACAGCAGCAGCAACAAAACGGCGAAUUGUUGGGAUACAAGAUAUUUUAUUUGGUGACAAACUCGCCGCAAGAUUUUGACGAGGGCCACAAGUUCGAGGAGGAAAUCGAAGUGAUUGCAGCUACGAUGACCUCGCACAGCCUUGUCUUUCUCGACAAAUACACCGAAUAUCGCAUACAAAUUCUGGCGUUUAACCCAGCAGGUGAUGGACCACGAUCGCGCCCCAUCACAGUUAAGACCCUUCAAGGUCUCCCUGGUCCACCAGCCAAUCUACGCUUUUCUGACAUAACGAUGAAUAGCUUGCUCGUGUCGUGGGAUCCCCCGAAAAAACGCAACGGUGACAUAAUCGGAUACCUUGUCACGUAUGAGACGACCGAGGAGAACGAACGUUUUAGUAAACAAGUCAAGCAGAAAGUGACGUCGACGGAACUCUUGCUACAAACUUUGGAGGAGGAAAUCACUUACACGUUCACAGUGCGGGCACAAACCAUCGAUUAUGGGCCCUCUAUUUCGGAUAACGUCACCACAGGGCCACAGGACGGCUCCCCAACGACGCCAAAAGAACUCACUUUGAUUAAAACACCGUCAAGUGUGGAGCUGCACUGGGUCAAUGGCUUGACCGGAAAGGGGCCAAUUCUGGGCUACUAUAUCGAAUCGAGGAAAAAAGAUGACCAGAGGUGGCAAACAGUCACGAAAUCGACAAACGGGCCUUUGCAAGAAUUUACAGUUUCGUACCAAAGUCUCCUCCCCUCAACCUCUUACUAUUUCAGAGUUUUUCCUUACAAUAAAUUCGGUAUUAGUUGUCCCGCGUACACCAAAGACCCGGUCGUAACACCGUCAAAACUGUACUUGGAAUAUAGCUACUUACAGUAUGAACCCUUCUACCGACAGACCUGGUUCAUGGUCGCCCUGGCAGCGACCUCCAUCAUCAUUAUCAUAAUGAUAAUUGCGAUUUUGUGCGUUAAGAGCAAAAGUUACAAAUAUAAACAAGGUGCCCAAAAUAGUAUGGGCGAACUCAUGGCAAUGUCACGCGACGACAUGACCGCUGACUAUUACCGAACUCGCAACGGCACAAGUAACCUAAGCUCGACUCUUUCAAAACGUAGCACUUUAUCCCGCAAGCCGGUCCAUCAACAACCCCCUCCAAUGUUGGGGAAAUCCCCUCCGAGACCAUCGCCGGCUUCAGUGCCCUACAACUCAGACGAGGAAAGUCUCAAGGGCUACGAUGAGAAUCCCGACGAUAGCAGCGUGACCGAGAAGCCGUCAGAAAUGAGCUCUUCUGAAUCCCAGGGUUCGGAAAGCGAAAACGACAGUGUCCUCUCGAAUUCGCACUCGUUUGUGAACCACUACGCCAAUGUGAACGAGCCAUUGCGACCGUCCUGGAAGCGCCAAAAGCCGGUCAGGAAUUUCUCGAGUCACACUGAUUCGGAACCGGAAGGUUCGGCGAGUUUGAAUGGAGGACAGAUUAUCAUUAAUAACAUGGCGAGGUCAAGGGCGCCCCUACCCGGAUUUUCGUCGUUUGUUUAAUGAUAGCUGAAUUAAGAAAAUUUGAUAAUGCCACUGUUACUUAAGUAUCAGAUUUUCGUGAUCUAGGCAAAGACUUGACAUUUUUGUACAUAUUUUUAAUUCAAAGUCUAUUAAGUGAUUAGAGUCAGACUUACUAUUUGUAUAUAAAACCUGUAGGACUUUUUACUGUAGAUAACGUUUCAAAGCGCAUCUAUUCACAUUACCAUUCAUUCCUAUUUAUAUUUUUAUAUCUUGAUAUCUAUUUAUUAGCAAUUCUCCCUCGACCAUGAAGCUCAAGACGCGUUCGAUUUUUUUUGACAUGACGGUUUAUUUAGCUUUUGAUGUUAUGGUCUACAGCUUUUUGAUGUCGGCAAUAUACAGUGCGAUAUUUAUGUUUUGUGGAUAUUCGCUCCAAAGAGUGUCUCAAUGUAUUGUUUUACGUUUAGUAUCCCGAGAGCGUUAUCAAUGUACUGAUAGUAUUUACACUGCCUAAGUUUAAUGUAAUUAAGUGUAACAAAAUUUUAAAUAAAUCUGUGAUCCUCUAAUUUAAACAA
Tribolium castaneum (red flour beetle) is the source of this 7578-nucleotide messenger RNA. RefSeq names its product sidekick (gene sdk). The transcript is spliced from 22 exons. Gene Ontology annotation, biological process: cell-cell adhesion. Gene Ontology annotation, molecular function: protein binding. Bases 389 to 7045 code for a protein of 2218 amino acids. Lineage: Eukaryota; Metazoa; Arthropoda; Insecta; Coleoptera; Tenebrionidae. The record is from RefSeq and is a predicted model, not a curated record.